This is a messenger RNA of Brassica napus (rape), 930 nucleotides long. RefSeq names its product putative aluminum-activated malate transporter 3. The record is from RefSeq and is a predicted model, not a curated record. The transcript has 5 exons. NCBI's taxonomy places the organism in Eukaryota, Viridiplantae, Streptophyta, Magnoliopsida, Brassicales, Brassicaceae. The coding region runs from base 1 to 930 and encodes 309 amino acids. Gene Ontology annotation, cellular component: plant-type vacuole membrane. Gene Ontology annotation, biological process: malate transport.
AUGGCGGCACCAGACCUGGAAUCUUUCAGGAGAAGUAGCAUGUUCGAUGGCUCGUUUAGACAAAGCUUAAGAGAUGGGCUACUCCCACAACAGACCAGUGACUAUUCCUAUAUGUUUGAAGACAGAACUCACGCCCGUUGCUGCUCCUACAGGUACUUCUCCGACAAGAUCACUGGGUUUGUGAAGAAAUCAAAGGAUGUUUUGGUUACGGCGUGGGAGAUGGGAACAACGGACCCGAGGAAGAUUAUAUUCUCAGCCAAGAUGGGUUUGGCUCUGACACUCGUUAACAUUCUCAUCUUCUUUAAGCUCCCAGGAUCAGAGCUCAGCAACCACUAUCUCUGGGCAAUUCUCACAAUAGUUGUCAUCUUCGAGUUCAGAGCCACCUUUAGCAAAGGAUGCAACAUAGGACUAGGAACGUUAUCCGCAGGAGCUUUGGCGCUUGGCAUGGCUGAGGUAUCCUAUAUGACUGUAAAAUGGGCAGAGGUUUUCAGUACUGCUAGCAUCUUCGUAGUAGCCUUUUUGGGGACUUAUGCAAAGCUAUAUCCAACGAUGAAGCCCUAUGAGUACGGAUUCCGAGCGUUCUUGCUGACCUAUUGCUACGUAAUAGUGUCGGGAUACAGAACAGGGGAGUUCAUGGAAACAGCUGUCUCAAGGUUCCUUAUGAUAGCACUUGGUGGUAGCAUUGGCCUCAUUGUGAACACUUGCAUUUAUCCCAUAUGGGCCGGGGAUGAUCUCCACAACUUGAUCGCAACGAACUUUGUGAAUGUCGCCACUUCUUUGGAAGGUUGUGUGAAUGCAUAUCUCAAUUUCGUGGCAUACGAUACAAUGCCAUCGAUGAUUCUGGUAUAUGAAUCUGUCACUGACGAUCCAGUCUACACUGGCUACAGAUCAGCUGUUCAAUCCACACAAGCCAAGAAGACACUCUGGUAG